UGUUACACCCGUCAAUCCCGCCGUUGCCGAGCGACGCGGCGCCAUGGCGGCGGAGACGAAGGAAGCCACGGCGAUGGCGGAGGCGAGCAGCGAGGCCGCGGCGGCCACGGCGCUGUCGGAGCUCACGGCGCUGCUCUCCCCAUCCUCUCCCGCCGCUCCCGAAGCGGCCGAGGCCGCGCUGGCUCUGUCCGGCAGCGCCUCAGGCCGGGCGCUGCUGGCCUCCAACCCCCGCGCCUUAUCGGCCUUGGCCGCCAUGGCCGCCUCGGCCUCGCGUGGUGCCCACACGGCCUUGGCCGCUCUGGUGAACGCGUCCGCCGAGCCCGCGGCGCUGGAGCCGCUUCUCGCGGCUCUGCCGCCGUUGCUGCCGCUUGUCCCGAGCUCCAGAGCCGUUUGCGGGCUCCUGGCCAACCUGAGCCGCGAGCCCGAAGCGGCCCCGCGGGUGCUGCGGGCACUGGGCCCCGGCGCGGAGCCGCUGCUGAGGGCGCUGAGCGGGGCCCGGCCCCCGGCGGAGCUCGGGGCGCUGCUCUGCAACCUCAGCCAAGCGCCCGAGGGCCGCCGACUGCUGGAGCGCUCCCGGCCGCUGGUGCCGCGGCUGCUGCCGCUCAUCCGGAGCCCGGACUCGGCCGAGCUGCGGCGCGGGGUCGUGGGGGCUCUGCGGAACUGCUGCUUCGAGCACGAUUGCCACGCGUGGCUGCUGAGCCCGGCGCUGGAGGCGCUCCCGGCGCUGCUGCUGCCGCUCGCCGGCCCCGAGGAGCUGCCCCCGCACGAGACGGAGCAGCUGCCCCUGGAGCUGCAGUUCCUGCCCCCGGAGCAGCGGCGCGAGGAGGAGCCGGAGAUCCGCCGGAUGCUGCUGGAAACGCUGCUGCUGCUCUCGGCCACCGGCGCCGGGCGGCUGCAGCUGCGCUCCCGAGGCUCCUUCGCGCUGCUGCGGGAGCUCCACGCGUGGGAGAAGCACCCGGGGGUGCUCCGCGUCUGCCGCCAGCUCAUCCAGGUGCUGAUUGGGGACGAGCCCGAGGCGGGCAUGGAGAACCUGCUGGAGGUGAAGGUUCCCGAGGAGCUGGAGCGGAGCCUGAGGGCGGCUGACGAGGAGGAGGAGGAGGAGGAGCGGCGCUGGAGGAAGGAGCAGGAGGAGGCACAGGCGGAGAGGAGGUGACGGCGGAAGGAGCCCGGGGGACACGGCGGGGACGCGGUGUGGACACCAGGGGUUGCCAUGGUGACGGUGAC
This is a messenger RNA of Corvus hawaiiensis (hawaiian crow), 1224 nucleotides long. It is a transcript of the gene HGH1, whose product is annotated as HGH1 homolog. NCBI's taxonomy places the organism in Eukaryota, Metazoa, Chordata, Aves, Passeriformes, Corvidae. The record is from RefSeq and is a predicted model, not a curated record.